AUGACGGCCGCCAGUAGUGUGACCGAUGUGGAGGCGACGCCACAGAAAGUGACCACGGGGGUCGCGGAGAAGGAUGAUGCCGCCAGCCAACAAGAGCAAGAAUACCCUAAUUUUGCCAAGGCGAUCGUCAUCAUCCUCGCCUUGUACCUUGCUGUCUUCCUGGUUGCGCUGGACCAGACCAUCAUCGGCACAGCCAUCCCACGCAUCACUGACCAGUUCAAGAGCAUCUCGGACAUUGCGUGGUAUGGCAGUGCGUACUUCUUGACAUCGACUGCCCUCCAGCCCUCGUAUGGACGGAUCUACAAGAUCUUCAACGUCAAAUGGGCUUUCUUGGUCGCCAUCACCCUCUUUGAAGUCGGCUCCUUGAUCUGCGGCGUAGCUCCCACCAGCACGGCCUUGAUCGUUGGGCGAGCCAUCGCGGGUAUCGGUGUCGCUGGUAUUUUCUCGGGAGCCUUAGUGAUCAUCUCAAUGACCGUCCCUCUUCCUAAGCGACCCUUGGUCUUUGGCAUGUUCGGUCUUGUCUGGGGUGUCAGUUCGAUUGCUGGCCCUCUGCUCGGAGGUGUCUUCACCGACAGUGUCUCAUGGAGAUGGUGCUUUUACAUCAACUUGCCCAUCGGUGGUCUGUCCAUCGGUGUCAUUGUUCUUUUCCUGCACUUACCUCCAAACAAUGAAUAUUCCGGCGUCCCCCUCUUGACACGUAUCAAGGAGUUGGAUCUCAUCGGUGCAAGCUUGCUGAUCCCCGCCAUCAUCUGUCUCCUGCUGGCUCUUCAGUGGGGCGGUAACCAGUACCCGUGA
This is a messenger RNA of Penicillium oxalicum, 795 nucleotides long. Its product is annotated as Efflux pump aflT. The record is from RefSeq and is a predicted model, not a curated record. The transcript is spliced from 2 exons. Lineage: Eukaryota; Fungi; Ascomycota; Eurotiomycetes; Eurotiales; Aspergillaceae. Gene Ontology annotation, biological process: transmembrane transport. Gene Ontology annotation, molecular function: transmembrane transporter activity. Bases 1 to 795 code for a protein of 264 amino acids.